AUGUUGUCCUUGCUCUUCGUCCUUCUCUCGUUCCUGUCCGUCUGCGUCUCUGGGUGGACUGGGUUCGAUGGCCAGGACCCUUAUGGAAGAAACAUGUCUCUGUCCUGGUCCAUUCACUUUGAGCCUGCUGUCGCUGGCCUCAACAAGCGUCUCGAACCCAGAUUCGAAGAAUUCCGCGACGACCUCGUCAACCGCGCUACUCCCGUCCUCCAGAACGAUGAGAAGUUUCUCGCUUUCGGCAACGACCAGGCCAUGCUCGGCAGUGACGGCUUCGUCGGAUGCAUUGGCGCUGUCAUCGUGAGCACAAAGGGAACUAUCAUCGCCCACUACAGCAACGAUCCCAGUGGAGUUGAACGCGCCAAGGACAAGCUUCCCAAGCUCAUCAAGGAAAACAAAAAGGCCCUUGCCGGUGGACAGGCUUGGAUCUACGCCCACGUUCGCCCUAGGGAGCCCAACAACUUCCUCACUGCUCCUGGCAACCAGGUCUUGAUUGACAUCAUCAAGAGGGAACUCGACAUUGACGCCCACGUCGAGAGAUAUGCCGAGAUCGAGGACUUCUUGGAGAAGGACAAUGGUGAGCUGCGUGAGGAUUUCGAGGAGCUCUACGAUGAACUCAAGCAGGGUGCCAUCUUGGUCAAGCAUGCUGGUGGCCCGUCUGAGCCUGCUGAGGUUAUCUUUGUCAACUUGGAUUGGCAGAGACCUGCGGACGACUAA
This is a messenger RNA of Aspergillus wentii DTO 134E9, 714 nucleotides long. RefSeq lists its product as uncharacterized. The transcript is spliced from 2 exons. NCBI's taxonomy places the organism in Eukaryota, Fungi, Ascomycota, Eurotiomycetes, Eurotiales, Aspergillaceae. Bases 1 to 714 code for a protein of 237 amino acids. The record is from RefSeq and is a predicted model, not a curated record.